Molecule: messenger RNA, 825 nt
Organism: Pichia kudriavzevii
Lineage: Eukaryota; Fungi; Ascomycota; Pichiomycetes; Pichiales; Pichiaceae
Exons: 1
Coding region: 1-825 (274 amino acids)
Cellular component (GO): intracellular anatomical structure
Molecular function (GO): oxidoreductase activity, acting on NAD(P)H, oxygen as acceptor
Source: RefSeq, a predicted model, not a curated record
AUGUCAGUUCCAACUUUUCGACUAACAAACGAGCUCACCGUCGUGACAGGCGCCAGCGGCGGCAUUGCCCACGCCCUCGUGGAGACGCUUCUGGUCUACGGGGCGCCGCUGGCGCUCGUGGACCGUAACAUGGAGGCGUUGCACCGCACACGGGACGCCAUGGUGCGUUUCUGUGUUGAGGAGGCAAACAUUAAGGAGGAGGAUGUUCCAAAGAUGGAGUGCUUUACAUGUAAUAUAGGAGACGCGGGGGAAGUUGAAACUCUAUUUGGCGAGAUAUACAAUGUCUUCCAACGGUACCCACUACACAUGGUGAAUUGUGCAGGUUAUUGCGAGAACUUUGCCGCUGUCGACUAUCCAGCACAAAAUGCCCAUGAUUUGAUGGGAGUUAACCUAUUGGGUGCCUUUUAUCUCUCACAAUGUUUUGCAAAGCCUUUGAUUGAACAUAACAUCUCAGGAGGUUCGAUUGUCCUUAUUGCAUCAAUGAGUGGGAAAAUUGUAAAUACCCCGCAGAAUCAGUGCAUCUAUAACGCUAGCAAAGCCGGCGUUAUUCAUUUGGCAAAAUCUCUCGCAGCGGAAUGGGGCGCCCUCAUGCACCCCAUUCGAGUCAAUACGCUCUCCCCCGGGUACACCGCCACCCCAUUAACCAGAAACGUGGUGAGCGGCGACGCGUCGCUCGCCGCGGAAUGGACAAGACGUGUCCCCCUGGGGAGAAUGGCGCACCCGCGUGAAAUGGCGGGCGCCGUUCUCUUUCUCCUUGCAAACGACGCAAGUUCUUACACCACGGGGGAGGAUGUUCUCGUUGAUGGAGGGUACUCUGUGUGGUGA